Molecule: messenger RNA, 1808 nt
Organism: Glossina fuscipes
Lineage: Eukaryota; Metazoa; Arthropoda; Insecta; Diptera; Glossinidae
Product: nucleotide exchange factor SIL1
Exons: 5
Coding region: 247-1146 (299 amino acids)
Source: RefSeq, a predicted model, not a curated record
AAAAAUAAGAAAAUUGUUGUCAAAAUUCUAUGUAAAUGAGCGAGGAAUAAACAAAAUUGCGCCCUUGAUAUAAUAAGUAAUGAUUUAUAUUCAAUCUACUAAACGCGUAAUCGAACUUCUGUGAAUGUAAGAACAAGAACAAUUGAAAAAACGUGAGAGGAAAUAAGUCGGCAGUUGCCUAUAGGAAAUUUUGGUGAAUAUUUGUAAAAUUAAUAUAUCCUUUAUUUCUCAAUUGUGUUCGCUAAGAUGGAUGGAAGAAGGGUCACAACUUUACAGGGUCUUUUAAAGUUUGCUAUCGAACAGGGACAAUGCCAGGACAGUGGCGGCGGCACAUACGAUGAAAUGGAUCACGAAAGGAAAGCUUUUCUUGAAAACGCCUUUAAAUCAAUGACAAUAGAUGUAAUGGAAGAGCUUUCGCAAGCAAUUAGUGUUCUUGAAGAUAAUUCCACUUCAAAUGCGCAAAAGUCGAACGCGCUUAACCUAAUACGUGAUCACAUUGAUAACAUCGACUUUGCGAACAGCUUUGUUAAACUUGGAGGAACAAACAUUUUAAUAGAAUGUUUAAAAAGUCAUGAUGAAAAUGUUCGUAUCGCUGCCAUAAAUAUUGUUGCUGAAAUGUCCCAGAAUAAUGCGUUUUGUCAAAAACAUUUUCUGGAACAUAAUAUAUUAAAGUUGUUGAUAACAUAUUUAAAUGAUAAUGAAGACUUGGUUUCAAGUUCGCUGUAUGCGAUAUCUGCGCUAGUAAGAGGUUUUGAACCGGGAGCGGCGGAACUGAUAGCAAUUGGCGGAUUGGAAUUAGUAGUUAAUUGUUUGAAUACUUCCUUCACCAGAGCGUUUAUAAAGGCUUGCUUUUUAAUCUCAACAUUAUCAACUGAAUAUAUGCUCGUCCGAGAUGAAUUCGUUAAGUUGGGAGCAUUUGAAAAAUUGGCAAAUUUUUUAGAAGUUAUAACAGAUUUCGACGUUAAAAUGGAAGCUCUGUUAAGAGCGAUGGCCGAGUUGUCGCAAAGUAAAAAAUUUAAACCUGAUGAAGAACUUAAAGGCCACAUUAUUAAAACUUUGCACGAUAUUAUUAGCCAAAACGAAAAACUUCCACAAUGCGAGGAAAUUGUGGAAUACUCAAACACCCUGCUAGAUAAGUUAAUAUAAAAACCUAUUGGUUUUGUUGCUAACAAUGCGUAGAAUAGUUUAGUAAUUGAAUAAAUAUUUUAUACAAAUCAAACACUAUGGAAUGGAAACAUUAUAUAUUACGUCUUUUUCAUUUCGCACAUAUCACAUAGGGGACUUCUUCACAUUUUCCCGUUAGCUCCAUGCUAAAAACGGCAAAUACUACAACUGUCCCGGCCGACUGCAAUUAACAGAGGCACACUGCUCUGUCAGUGCCGGUAGUUGAGAUGAUGACAAUAUAACAAAGUUGUCAAAGUUGUAAAUGAAUCGUACACACAUAUAUACCUACCUAUAUUAUAUGUAUUAUCAAUUAUUUAAAGUUAGAUUGAAAUUUGCGUCUCAUAUAAAAAUCAAAGUAUAUUUAAGUUAUUAAAUAAAAGUUAGUUAUUAAUCGGGCAUAGGCCGAAUAUAGGCUUUUUCUUUGCCUCGGUUUUGGCUUGCUUAGCUUGUAGUUCUUCUUUUGUUUGAAUUAAUAAAUAACAUUUUGAUAAAAAAUUAAUUAUUAUUACAAAAUAUAACUUCAUAAAUAUAAAUGGAGUGUAUAGGCGCUCGUUCCUAAAGAGUGUUCUAAAGAAACUUUGAAAACAAUAACGGAAUUGUGUAUUAUAACAAUAAAUAAUUUUCAAACGAAUAUAUUCGUUCUU